Paramormyrops kingsleyae is the source of this 2184-nucleotide messenger RNA. Lineage: Eukaryota; Metazoa; Chordata; Actinopteri; Osteoglossiformes; Mormyridae. The record is from RefSeq and is a predicted model, not a curated record.
CACAUCUUUGUCAGUGAACAAAAUGGCGACGUAUUGUCUUACUGCAACCCGGCUUCAGCUUGCCCUGGGACAGGGGGCUCGCCGGCUGCAUGUGGCAGCAGCCCUCCGCGUCAAAGCCAAGGUAGCCGUCAGCCGCUUUGAGCCGACCGCCUAUGUCAACUAUGAGAAGCUGCGCUCCAGCAUUGACACGGUACACAAAAGGCUGAACCGGCCGCUCACACUGUCUGAGAAGAUCGUCUACGGGCACCUGGAUGACCCGGCGGGGCAGGAGAUCACGCGCGGGCGCACCUACCUGCGACUGAGGCCGGACCGCGUGGCCAUGCAGGACGCCACCGCCCAGAUGGCCAUGCUGCAGUUCAUCAGCAGCGGACUGCCGCGCGUGGCCGUGCCCUCUACCAUCCACUGCGACCACCUGAUCGAGGCCAAGGAUGGUGGAGCCCAGGACCUACAGAGGGCCAAGGACGUGAAUCAGGAGGUCUACAGCUUCCUGGCCACUGCUGCAGCCAAGUAUGGAGUAGGCUUCUGGAAACCUGGUUCCGGAAUCAUCCAUCAGAUAAUCCUGGAGAACUACGCGUACCCUGGGGUGAUGCUAAUUGGCACAGACUCGCACACCCCCAACGGAGGAGGCCUGGGAGGAAUCUGCAUCGGCGUGGGGGGGGCCGAUGCCGUCGACGUCAUGGCUGACAUCCCCUGGGAGCUGAAGUGCCCCAAUGUGAUUGGUGUGAAGCUGACCGGCUCCCUGUCUGGCUGGACGUCCCCGAAGGACGUCAUCCUGAAGGUGGCCGGGAUCUUGACGGUGAAGGGGGGUACGGGGGCCAUCGUGGAGUACCAUGGCCCGGGUGUGGAGUCCAUCUCCUGCACGGGAAUGGCCACCAUUUGCAACAUGGGGGCUGAGAUCGGGGCCACCACAUCGGUGUUCCCCUACAACCACCGCAUGAAGAGCUACCUGGAGAAGACAGGCCGCGCGGAUAUCGCCGCGGCGGCGAACGAAAACAAAGAUAUCCUGGUGCCUGACGCCGGAUGCGAAUAUGACCAGCUCAUCGAGAUCAACCUCAGUGAGCUGAAGCCCCACAUCAAUGGUCCCUUCACACCUGACCUGGCUCACCCAGUGGCAGAGAUCGGGGCAGUGGCUGAGAAAAGCGGCUGGCCCCUGGAUGUCAAAGUCGGCCUGAUUGGCAGCUGCACGAACUCCAGCUAUGAGGACAUGGGCCGCGCUGCCUCGCUGGCUAAGCAGGCCCUGGACCGCGGGCUCAAGUGCAAGGCCCAGUUCACGGUGUCGCCGGGCUCCGAGCAGAUCCGCGCCACCAUCGAGAGGGACGGCUACGCUCAGAUCCUGAGGGACGUGGGGGGCGUGGUCAUGGCCAAUGCCUGCGGCCCUUGCAUCGGCCAGUGGGCAAGGGGUGACGUCAGUAAGGGUGAGAAGAACACCAUCGUCACGUCCUUCAACAGGAACUUCACAGCCAGGAACGACGCCAACCCGGCCACUCACGCCUUUGUCACCUCCCCAGAGAUCGUCACGGCCCUUUCCAUUGCCGGCAGCCUGAAAUUCAACCCAGAGAAGGACUUCCUGACGGCGGCCAACGGGGAGAAGUUCAAACUGCAGCCGCCGUCAGGGGACGAGCUGCCGGCGCGCGACUUCGACCCGGGACAGGACACCUACCAGCACCCGCCGGAGGAGGGCGGCUCUGUGCGUGUGGACGUCAACCCGCAGAGCAACCGGCUGCAGCUGCUGGAGCCCUUCGAUAAGUGGGACAGCGGCGACCUGGAGGACAUGCGGGUGCUCAUCAAGGUGAAAGGCAAAUGCACCACCGACCACAUCAGUGCCGCCGGACCCUGGCUCAAGUUCCGCGGCCACCUGGACAACAUCUCCAACAACCUGCUGAUCGGCGCCGUCAACAUCGAGAACGACGCCGUCAACAAGGUCCGCAACCAGCUGACGGGGGAGCACGGCGGGGUGCCCGAUGUGGCCCGCCACUACAAGGUAAGCCAGCUGGGGGGGGGGGGGGGGGCUUCACAAGAGCCUCUGAGGGAUCAUUAGACCCAGGGCUCCUGUCAGCCAGCUGUGAAUUUAUGCCUCUUGCAUAUGACUGGAGCAUCAGUGCAGUCAUUAGCCAGCCUGAGGGUGCAGCAGACACCCUGGUUCAUCUGGGGGGGGGGUCGUGCUGGCAGUGUCACUGGGGAGAG